Rhopalosiphum maidis (corn leaf aphid) is the source of this 1349-nucleotide messenger RNA. Its product is annotated as farnesyl pyrophosphate synthase-like. The transcript has 8 exons. Gene Ontology annotation, molecular function: dimethylallyltranstransferase activity; (2E,6E)-farnesyl diphosphate synthase activity. Gene Ontology annotation, biological process: trans, trans-farnesyl diphosphate biosynthetic process. Gene Ontology annotation, cellular component: cytoplasm. The record is from RefSeq and is a predicted model, not a curated record. Lineage: Eukaryota; Metazoa; Arthropoda; Insecta; Hemiptera; Aphididae. Bases 134 to 1324 code for a protein of 396 amino acids.
ACUCGUCUCGCACCGUACUGCAAGAUACGAAAAGUGACUCCGCACUGUAUCAUAUCGAACUUCGAUAUAAAUCGCUGGUAUUCAUAGACGAAUAACGUUCCACAUAGGUGUGCCAUUUACCUCGAUAUAAAAGAUGAACAAAUUACUGAGUACGUUCACGAGAACCCUGAACCGGCCGACCGCUAUUUUGCUAUUCCGCGCGGCUACAGCGAAUCGAGAUAAUCACUUUCGAUCUAUGAGCGUGGUUCACUCACCGCCGGUGAGUCCAGUUUUAAUUGGUACAUCGAUCAACAAGGACGAGCUUGGAGAUUUCAUGGCAGUAUUUCCAGACAUUGUCAAGGAUCUGACGGACAACGGCCUUAACUUGGACGUUCCCGACGUUAAUAAGUGGCUCGAAAAACUGUUGCAUUACAACGUACCCGGCGGUAAGAAUAACCGAGGAUUGACGUUGGUACUGUCAUUCAAGAUGUUAUCUUCGCCGUCCGAUCAAACCGAUGAAAAUCUUAAAUUAUCCUAUAUACUAGGAUGGUGUGUCGAAAUUUUGCAAGCCUAUCAAUUAGUGUUGGAUGAUAUAAUGGAUAAUGCUAUUACUAGACGAGGACGUCCGUGUUGGUAUCGACAUAACGAUAAUGGACUAAUAGCAGUGAACGAUGGAAUUCUCCUCGAACAAGCCAUUUACCAAUUACUUAAAAAAUACUUCAAGGAUAAGCCUUAUUAUAAACACAUUCUAGAACUGUUCUAUGACGUUACAAUGAAAUCUGCGAUGGGUCAGUGUCUCGAUAUGUUAACUGCGAAGAGCUUCAAGUCUAAAAAACUUGAAAAAUACACCAUGGACAAUUAUACAGCUAUUGUGAAAUAUAAGACUGCGUAUUAUUCGUUUUUUCUUCCUGUGUGUCUUGCCAUGCGCAUGACAAACAUCAAUGACCAAGACAUUUUUAGACAAGCAAAAGCCAUAUUGCUUGAAAUGGGUCAAUUCUUUCAAGUUCAAGAUGACUUUUUAGACUGUUAUGGAGAUCCGGAGGUUACAGGAAAAAUUGGUACGGACAUAGAAGAUGGAAAAUGUUCGUGGUUGGCUGUAAUGGCUUUACAAAAAGUCAAUUCUGAACAAAAGAAAAUUAUGGAGGAUAAUUACGGUAUUGACGAUCCAGCCAAUGUUGCAAUCAUCAAAGAUUUGUAUGAACAGUUGAAAUUGCCAAAUGAGUUUCAACUCUACGAAGAAGAAAGUUAUAAAUUAAUAAAUACUCGUAUUCAACAUUUAUCACAAGGCUUGUCACAAGACAUGUUUUUAAAAUUCUUGAAAAAGAUUUACAAGAGAACCUUAUAAUUUUAAAUCUACACCAAUUGCAUUA